Messenger RNA from Apaloderma vittatum (bar-tailed trogon), 684 nucleotides. RefSeq lists its product as uncharacterized. The transcript is spliced from 4 exons. The record is from RefSeq and is a predicted model, not a curated record. The annotation marks the transcript as partial. Gene Ontology annotation, molecular function: peroxiredoxin activity. NCBI's taxonomy places the organism in Eukaryota, Metazoa, Chordata, Aves, Trogoniformes, Trogonidae.
CUUCUGCCUCUCCUGUCCUCACGGGGGCUCUGGAGGUGGCCCCAGGUGGCAUACAGCACCAAGAGAGGGAGCACUGGAAGGCCCAUUGGGAGGUACCCGGUGCCCAACAAGAAGGACAUGCCGUAUGACAUCGUGGAGCUCAUGGAGGAAGUAGAAAGGAAGACUGGAUUUCUGCCUAAUGUGUUCAAAGCCAUGUCACACCGACCUGCUGAAUUCCGAGCCUUUUUUUCUUGUUACAAUGCCAUUAUGAACAAAGACACAGGGCGACUCAGCAAGGCAGACAAAGAGCUUAUAAUUGUGGCUACCAGUGUUGUGAACAGAUGUCCCUACUGCGUGGUUGCACAUGGAGCACUUCAUCGAAUAUAUUCCAAGCAGCCAGUGCUGGCUGACCAGGUCGUUGUGAAUUGGAAACUGGCCGACCUGAGCAACCGGGACCUGGCAAUGCUGGAGUUUGCUCUCGCCGUCUGUCGAGCUGAUGACAUCACCGAAGAGCAUUUCCAGAAGCUGGAGCGGCACGGUUUUGACCGUGAAGAUGCCUGGGACAUAGGCAUGAUUUCUGCUUUUUUUGCCAUGUCUAAUCGCAUCGCUCAUUUCAUCGGGCUGCGCCCCAACGCGGAGUUCUACGCGAUGGGCAGGACGCCCCGAGGGAAGGGGGAGGAGGAGGAGGAGGCCGAGCGAGCCUGA